CUUUCAUACAGGGUAGCAUUUAGGCUUCUACCGACAGCGGCCCCGUCCACGCUGCUGGGGGACACGGCUCGUUGGACGGCGGUCCAGUGUCAGGUACAUACAGUGAGAUGCCAACAGAGGCGCGUUUCAUCUACAGAACUCGUCGUGGCUUUUGCACAGAGCUGUGAGCAGCAUCACUGUGGUAACGUCCGCCUGUUCAUCAUCGCUAGCCGGCUGGCGAGGAGUGUGAAGUCAGUGUCAUGACUGGAGCUGAGACUGAGGAUGACAUUCCAUUGGGCGAAAGGAAGACUGUCACAGAUUUCUGCUAUCUCCUGGACAAGUCCAAACAACUCUUCAAUGGGCUACGGGACCUGCCUCAGUAUGGACACAAGCAGUGGCAGUCCUACUUUGGACGGACUUUUGACGUCUACACUAAGCUGUGGAAAUUUCAGCAGCAGCACAGGCAGGUCCUGGACAGUCGCUAUGGCUUGAAGAGAUGGCAGAUUGGGGAAGUUGCAUCCAAAAUUGGACAGCUUUACUACCACUACUACCUUCGUACCUCAGAAACAAGUUACCUGAAUGAGGCCUUUUCGUUCUACUCAGCCAUCCGUCAGCGCUCCUACUACUUUCAGGUCAACAAAGAGGACAGGCCAGAAUUAGUAGUGAAGAAGCUUCGAUAUUAUGCUCGCUACAUAGUCGUCUGUUUACUGCUGAACAAGAUGGACCUAGUCAAAGUUUUGGUGAAGGAGUUAUCUGAGGAAAUUGAAGAUUACACACAGCGAUUCAACACAGAGGACCAAUUGGAAUGGAACCUGGUUCUCCAGGAAGUGGCUGCUUUUGUAGAGGCAGAUCCAGUGGUAGUUCUGAAUGACAACAAUUCUGUUGCUGUCACCAGCAAUCGUCUGCAGGAGGGAAAUGUGCCUCCUCUAGAACAAGGCAUGGUGGUUGGGCAGCUCGUCCUUGCAGAUGCACUAAUCAUCGGAAACUGUAACAACCAGGUGAAGUUCAGUGAGUUAACCAUCGAUAUGUUCCGCAUGCUUCAAGCUUUGGAGAGGGAACCAGUAAACCUGGCAACACAGUCCUCAAAACAAGGAACGCUGGAACCCAAUGAGAAGCCGGCUAAAAGAGAAAACCCUCACAAGUAUCUUCUGUACAAGCCAACAUUCAGCCAGCUUUUUACCUUCUUGUCUGCCUCCUUUAAGGAGUUGCCUUCCAACAGCGUUCUGCUUGUCUACCUGUCAGCGACCGGAGUCUUCCCUACUGGCAAUUCAGAGUAUGAAGGACCAUAUGAUUUUGGAGGAGUUCUCACAAAUACAAAUCGAGAUGUGGUGAAUGGAGAAACGGUGCAGAAGAGGAAUCAGGCCCAGAAAGAAAUGCACUGCCUUCAUCCAGGGGACUUAUUCCCUUUCACCAGGAAGCCACUUUUUGUCAUCGUGGAUUCUUCAAACAGCACAGCCUACAAGCAUUUCACAAAUCUUUUUGGCCAGCCUCUGGUGUGCCUACUAUCACCUACAGUAUAUCCCAAGAGUGUGCAAGAUCAGUCUCAGCGAGGGAGUCUCUUCACUCUGUUCCUCUACAGUCCACUCCUGGCUUUCUCCUCUGUGUGCGGCUUAAACAGUGUGCAGCGUGGCCUGUGGGAAAGGGCUCAAGAGUUUCUGCGUAAAGUCUACCGGGACAUUGGGCAGAUGAUUACUCGAUCACGGACCAUAGAUCAAGCCUUUUUGCAAUUCUUUGGUGACGAGUUCCUCCGGCUGUUGCUGAUCCGCUUUGUGUUCUGCUCAGCUGCACUGAGACUGCAUAAACUCUUCCGGGAGUCCCAGAGCUUCCCGGAGUCGUACCCUGAGCUCCCUAAACAGGACACAGUGGAGAGCAGCCUUUUACAGAAGCAUAUUUUGGAGCUGGCCACUAUGCUGGACGUGCAGAGCCUAUUUUGGGAUGAUCCACUGGAAGCCUACUAACAUCUUUGCACAGGGCAAAAUGGCAUUCAUGUACAUACAGACUCAACUGCCAGGGCCCUCAUAGUCCCUUUUCUUUUUUUUUUUUCUUUUUUUAACAGGUAAUGAAAUUACUGAUUAAGCACAUACAAGCUCAUGUCACGCAUUUUACUGUUACUUGUGGAAGAAAAUGUAUGUGCAUGUCAUGUAGAUAAGUUUAUUAUAAAUUCCCCUUCAUGAGUCUCAGCGGCUUCCUCCUAAAUGUAAUCAGCGUCAUGUGACAUAAGAGUAAACUGAUUGAGGGGCUGCAUAGAACUGUCCUACUCACCAAUCCAAUCCAAAUGUGAGGUUAAAA
Molecule: messenger RNA, 2268 nt
Organism: Anoplopoma fimbria (sablefish)
Lineage: Eukaryota; Metazoa; Chordata; Actinopteri; Perciformes; Anoplopomatidae
Gene: scai
Product: suppressor of cancer cell invasion
Exons: 17
Coding region: 240-1937 (565 amino acids)
Biological process (GO): DNA-templated transcription
Cellular component (GO): nucleus
Molecular function (GO): transcription corepressor activity
Source: RefSeq, a predicted model, not a curated record